Portunus trituberculatus (swimming crab) is the source of this 2388-nucleotide messenger RNA. Its product is annotated as mRNA decay activator protein ZFP36L1-like. Lineage: Eukaryota; Metazoa; Arthropoda; Malacostraca; Decapoda; Portunidae. The coding region runs from base 370 to 1326 and encodes 318 amino acids. The transcript has 3 exons. The record is from RefSeq and is a predicted model, not a curated record. Gene Ontology annotation, molecular function: metal ion binding; mRNA binding.
AUUACCCCUCUGAAAGCCACGGAGAGAGGAGGAAAGGGAGAGGGCCGGAGAGACAGAGAUUGGAGAUAAAAAAACACACACAAGAGAAGAAAUAGAUGAAAUAAAAAGAGAAACGGAAAAAAAGAUACUUCAAAAAAUCUUCACGUUGCGAGUGUUUAGAAAGUGAAGUGGCUUUAUAAAGUAGUGUAGAAGUGUUUUUAAGUAACUCACACUACUACUACUACUACGGGAAAAGUGUAUAAGUGCUUGCCUACACACACAUCGACGCUGUGUGUACGUAUGUGCGUAUAAAUACCAGUUUUGUGUAUGUAUGUGUGCAAGAAGAAAGAAAGAACACGGAUUUGAAGUCUCGUCUUCCCUCUCCUUACAAUGUCUCCCGGCGUUCCCCAAGACACAAGCCUUCUCGAUUUUAACGCAGAGGGUCCCACAAUGCUCCGGGGCGUGCGUCGUGAUGGCGUGGACCAGCGGGCAGUGGGGGGCCAUCUGGCACUGGUAAAGAGGAAUUCUACCCCUGUGGCUGCUGGGGUGACCAUGGGUGUGCUGGGCGGGGCUCUACCCAGUGGGCGGACUCAAAGCACUAGUGGGCCGGCAGCUUCUACAGGCCCGUCAGAGCACCGCCGGCUGGACCGCUGUCACUCUGAGCCAGCUAAGGGCGGCGGCAACUCCUCCCGCUACAAGACAGAGCUGUGCCGGCCCUUCGAGGAGCACGGCUUCUGUAAAUACGGCGACAAGUGUCAGUUUGCCCACGGUGGCGCUGAACUGCGGACCCUCAACAGACACCCCAAGUACAAAACGGAACUGUGCCGCACUUUCCACACCAUUGGGUUCUGUCCGUACGGCCCAAGGUGUCACUUCAUCCACAAUGCUGAGGAGAGACGCGGCGCCCCUCCUCCACCUUCCCCAGGCCCUAAUCCACCUCCACCUAUCUCCCCAAGGCCUCAUAUGCUCAUGGGCGGCCUAGGUUCAGCUGCUGACUCUCCAUCCCCACCUUCCUCCCUGCACGGGUCACCCACCACCCCGUCAGCAUUCUUCGAUGAGACCUUUAGCUUGUUCCCCGGGUGUGGGCGUGGACGUGGGCUUCUGGAGGGCCUCACUGUGGGUCUCCAUGGUCUAACCCCCACUGGGCCUGCUUCCCCUUCCCCCGGGGGCUCGCUGCCUGGGUUGGACACGCCCCCGGUCAGCCCAGUGGAGUCCCUCGCUGGAGAUCUGGAUUCACUGUCCCUUUCCUCUUCGCACUCCACGUCCCCCACGCCACACACCCACGCCCUUGAUAUCCCCCGCUCCCUCAGGCUCCCAAUCUUUGAGCAGCUGUGUGAACAUGACUAAGGGCCUCCUGGGAACCCUGAGAUACCCCUAAAAUCCCUGUAAACCCCCGGAAAGCUAGGCAACUCAAGAUGUAUCCCUAUAAAUGCCACAUACUGUUCUAAUCGCAAAUAUUCUGCUUUGAAUCACCGCUGUCUGUUCCCAAUAACUCAUAGUGCCCCGGACGACCCCCAAAUAACCUAUGGCAACCCCAAACUACCCCAAGCAACCCCUGAAACUACCGGAAAACUAAGUUAUCUCCCCCGAAACACCCCACAGACUGCCAUGUCUAACCCUGAACCGUGCCCUGAAAACCAGUGAAGCAUUGCAAACUGGUCCUUAGAUGAAACGGACUCACAAAGAACAUUAAUACAAACUGAUUUUUUUACCCGAUCAAAUGCAGAGCUAUAAAAUCAAGUCCUUUUUUGGUAAGACACCCUUAAACGCACAAUUUUAAAUGCAAACAAAUCAAUUUUUUUUACGUUUUUAAAUGCAAUUAAUUACAAAAAAGUCAGGUCGUUUUUUGGUAAACACACCCCAAACAGCACAAAUCAAUGCAAACAAACUUGAUUCUAAUGCAAACAACUAAAUAACAAGCUUUUUUUGGUAAACACGCCUGAAAAGGAAACGAAACACCUUUUUUACCCUUUAUAAAUGCAAACAACUAUAAAUAAAAACAUCUUUAUUCAAACAAACCACCAAGAACAUGAUUCCGUGCAAACAGACGUGAUAUUUUGCCUUACUAACUCGCAAACAAUGUCCCAAGAAGUGCCUGGAUGCAAACAAGACUAUCCUCUCAACCAUAGACAAUCAUAAUCUUUUAUAUAUAAACAAGAGAGUGGCUUUAAGGUGAUUACCCUAAAAUACCCUUAAAAAAAUUAGAUUCUAUUCAAACAACCCCAUGAUAUCCACUUUUUAGGCGAACAAACACAAUUUCAUUCCCAAACACUUAAAAAACAACCACAAAAAAACACUACAAAUAUUUAAAACACCUUGAAUCCCUCAAUAACAUCUUUAAAAACCAUAAUGAAGUAGAAACACACUGAAACACUUUUACAAACACCCUAAAUAGAUUAGAAAUACACG